This is a messenger RNA of Ceratitis capitata (Mediterranean fruit fly), 1077 nucleotides long. RefSeq lists its product as uncharacterized. The coding region runs from base 106 to 972 and encodes 288 amino acids. NCBI's taxonomy places the organism in Eukaryota, Metazoa, Arthropoda, Insecta, Diptera, Tephritidae. The record is from RefSeq and is a predicted model, not a curated record. The transcript is spliced from 2 exons.
AAAAGUCAAAAAGUCAAUGAUUGUUUGUUUUUCUCGUUUUAAAUAUAAAUAUAUUUUAGAUAACAUAUUUGUGUCGAAGUAGGAAAUCGUUAUUAACCGUUAAGUAUGAAUGAUUUUGGAUUCAUCGAUUAUAAAAAGCCAAGUGAUGAGUGCAAAGACGAUAUGCGCACUUCAACCAAUCGGAGUCAUGUUUAUAUGACCGAUACAAUGGUGGGCAAUCACAUGCACGCAAAAUUCAAGGAGCCAAAACCGUAUAAAUUAGAUCCAACAUUAGAGAAACUACGCACCAGCGAUUACAAAGCUAAUUUCACAUGGAAAUAUGAAGACCCAAAUAAGGUCAUCAAUCCUUCUCUCGGUCCAAAAGUGCAAUCAAUGAAGAACUUUGAAGAUCGCCGUUUGCGCUUCAUAAGCCGUCCAAUGCGCCCGGCCAGCAGUGUUAUGCACCAAGAUUAUGUGUGGAAUCCCCAAGCCGAACCUGCACAACCAGCGCCGAUACCAUUACCCUCAGCCGUCUCCGCUUCCAGUCUUGUAAUCAAUCGUACUAAGCCGAGUUUUUCGAAAUUACUCGAUCCAACAGCCACAACCUCACGUUUAGCAUUUGCACAUUAUACACCCGAUGAGCUAAUGGGCAGUGUGGCCCGUCACGAUAAUAUAACGUUCUGGAAUUGGUCUAAAUAUAGUACUCAAAGCAAACGUGUAUUUUUCGGUCGCGAUGACACCAUGUGUGAUAGUCUGCCAGCAAAAGAAUGUCCAAAACGGCAUUGUGAGUUUCCCAGCCUGGUGGCACAUGUACCUAACUCGGGUAUGACUACCGAGGUGCGCCAAAAUUAUAUUGAGCCAAUUAAACGUGCCAUAGACUUUGAAACCGCUCACAUACACAAUCGACAAGUUUUUGAUCCGGUUACACCGUCACCAAAAGACACUGAAUAUAAGUUAUAUGGUUCCGGUGAGCGAACACUGAAAUACGUUUGAAUAUAUCAAGACCCCAUUUAUGCAAACAUGAUCUUGAUUAUAUCUAAAAAUUGAUUUUAGCUUAUUUUCGAAAUAAAUUAUAUUAAGACUAGGAAAUAUGGGAAU